AUGGAUACUGAACAGCGCAUAAUGCAAUUGGAGCAAAGUUUCAACGAGUUGGAACGCUCUAUUAACACACUUGACGCGAUCCUUAAGCAAGGUUCGCCGGACGUAACCGUCCUGGAAAUGCGAGCGUCGGAUCUUGCAUAUAUUUUCGCCGAGUACUCGAAAAACCACGAAGAGUUGAAGCGACUCGACCCCGAUCAUCCGAACACUGCCAAGUUCAUCGAUCUCGACAUCAAAUAUUACACGGUCGCGGCGGAAGUUAACAAAUUGAAUAAAAACGCCGCACCCAAUCCGCUCGCGAAUUCCACGGCGCUAAACUCGUCGUUCUCGUUUGCCGAGAAAACUACCGUAGCCAAAAUCGCGGCGAUUCAAGUUCCCAAUUUUGACGGCAGUUCCAAAAAUUGGGUUUCGUGGAAAUCACGUUUCAAAGCACUGAUCCACGAACGUCCUGGGAUGGCGCCUAGCGUUAAAUUAUCUCAAUUACAAUCGUCAGUCUCAGGCUUAGCUCAAAAGGUCAUCAGUCGGUACGAGGCUACCGACGAGAAUUAUCCCUUAGCGUGGACAGAUUUAUGCAACGCUUAUGACCAGCGACGAGUGAUCGCCAACGAUCACCUCGAUGCUCUCUUGAAUUUGUCCCCUCACGCGAAAUCUACUGCUGAAACAACCGCCGAAUUAAUGUACACGGUUCGCCAGCACGUUAGUAUGUUGGAAGCAAUGGAGAUCAACAUAGGUGAACAACUCGUAGCUCGUAUUCUCGAGAGAUGUCUGCCCGCGGGAAUCUUGUCACGAUGGGUCGAUCGACAAUCGAGCAAUAAGCUGUCCGAGUUCUCGAAAUUGUGCGAGUUCGUUCAGGAUUCCGUAUUCAAGCAGCGCGAGAUGGACGAGCUGCCUUCUAGGAAAAAUGCCGCAAAGAGAGCAGCAAAUAGCAACGCAGCUUAUCCAUCGAAGGUAACCAAGACUGCCGCUCGUUCUCUCCUUACUUCGUCUUCCUCAUCCAUCGACUCGUGUCUUCAGUGUGGUCAACCCCACAGGCUUUACGCUUGCGAUGCAUUUAAGGCCGCUGAGCUAAAGGCUAAGUGGAAGCUUGUCAACACCCAUAAGUUGUGUCGUAAUUGCUUAUAUGUUCAUCCUGUUCCUUGCACUAGUAAAAAUAGAUGUAAGGAAAAGGGGUGCAACAAAGCUCAUCAUACGCUCCUUCAUCCUCACAAGAAUUCGAAGGACUCCACAGAAGUCAACUCACAAUCGUCUAAGGAAACGGACUCUCCGAAAUCCUUAUGA
Phymastichus coffea is the source of this 1275-nucleotide messenger RNA. RefSeq lists its product as uncharacterized. The coding region runs from base 1 to 1275 and encodes 424 amino acids. NCBI's taxonomy places the organism in Eukaryota, Metazoa, Arthropoda, Insecta, Hymenoptera, Eulophidae. The transcript has a single exon. The record is from RefSeq and is a predicted model, not a curated record.